AUGAAGCUUGCAAAGGUUUUAUUAUCGAUACUGUUAAAAGGAAUUUUCGUUUUUACAAGCGACAAAUUUACAGCUGCUUACUCGAGCUCAACCUACUUCCUGACUUUGGAAGAUAAAUACCUCACGGGUUUUGUUGUAGAACAGUUCGAGUCUCCGAGCUUGCUUUCAUGUUCACAUUCUUGUUUGAGAACUUCCUGGUGUUCUUCUACUAACUUUAAGGAGUAUUCGAUGACAGAAACAGGCAAAUGCGAGUUGAACAGCCACGAGGUUCUCGAUGUCGACAAGGAUUUCCAUUUCCAAGAUCGCCGAGGCUCAAGAUUCUCACUUCUUCGUAAGGUAAAUUAAUCAUUCAAACUGUAAGGUGGCUGCUAAAGUAAAUAUCAAAAUUUUUCGGCAGUAUCGUUUAUAAUAAAACAUUUCAAGCUUAAAGGACAUACCUCAUCUUCCUCAAAAUUGUAUUUUGCUAACGCUCGCCUGGUUUCAGUUUAAAGUGUUAGAAAUAAUUUCCCAACACUCGUCGUUCAGUUGACUAUAUCUUUUAUUCUCUCUUUUAUUACGCAAGUUAUUACAACGAGGAUUAGCUCUGAUCUCCCUAGGAAAGUGUGGGUCACCGCUUAUAAAGGUGACACUUACGGAGCUGUCAAUCUCUAACCUUCGUCAUACUUUUACACUCAAUCAGCGAAUCACGCUAAGCUACGUAGAGCGGAGUUCGCAUACUGAGUGGAUACCUUCGCGAUGUUUACGCUUUGCAAAAUGUCUUUCUAACUUAAAUUUCUUGGUCUUACGGUCAAGUUCGGGCAAAACAAAAACGAGAUUGACGUUAUGAAAAUUAUAAUAAACUUACUAACAGAAUUAAAAUCAUACUUGAAAAGAUAUCAGAAGAGAAAAAGUCUUUAAUUAUAACAGCAGAAUUUUUAGCUACAAGUCAGUUAUCUAGUUACAAAUUCAGUGCGGAAGAUGAAAAGUCUGCAUGUUUACACUUUAAGUCACCUCUAAGAAGAAGGUGUCGAACGUGCUGAAUUAAAAACUGAAAACUAUUUUCCUGAUCGAGAAUUCGACAUGGAUUUAGCCUAAAAAUGAGAGUAUCAAAUGGAUAAAUGUAUAAAGGAGGGUUAUUUCCAGGAAAUUCCUGUACGGGAUCAAUUUUUAUAAGGUAGAGUCACUUUUUUAGUAAUUAAUUAUUUUUUUAGCAACAUAAUGAAAAUAUACUGAUAUCUAGCCGCAAACCGCAAUUUACAUCUGUCUCCAUGUCAAUUUCAAGAUCAUAACAAGGAAAAGGUAACCAAACCCUACCUGUAAGAUAAGACUGCCAAAAGGAAUAAGAAAUGAUCAACUGGCUUAUUAUAAUGUCUACUGAAUGGCUUAUGUAAAUAUGUUAUUUCCAUUUAUUUUCACGUUCAAAUAAGUCAAAAAUCACCUAUAAUGAAAUUUUGCCAGAUGCCAAUUUUGUCUUUUAACAAAAGUAGACCUUGAAGGAGUUUUACCAGUUCAAUAACCUCGAUUACUCCUUAAAAAAUACGACAAGCCAACUACAAUAUGCUAAUAAAAGAAAAAAGUUUUUCAUUAUGACAUGAUUCAAAUUGACGUUUUAUCGAUUUGCACUGACUCCAGGUAGAAAGGCAGAUUUACACAUCAUGGGCUUGUGGCGGAGGACACUAUCCACGAAAGCCCGCUAAAAUUAUAGGUGCUUAUUUGUCAGUUGUUUGAGCGAAAUUGUUUGUGACAGCAAAUUCACCAGAGGGAAAAGUUUAACUGUCCUGCCGCUCACCCAGUUAGUGGAACGAAAUGAUUAUGUGCAACAGACCAGAAUGGAGUACAUAGGAGCUUAGUUUGACAGCUUAGUCUAUAACAUGAGGCAGAAUGUUUGCCUUGUCAUAAAAUGUCAUAUUUGCAUAUCAAUAUUCUCUCGCUUCAAACGUGAAAAGCAGAAGUAUGAAUACCAUAAUGAUUCGAUUUAGCGCCCGGGGCGCUUAUUUGCUUUUGUUACCUGCAGAGAGGGCGCUUAUUCGAAACAGGGCGCUAAUCUCUUUUAUGAGAAACAGCAGUAUAGUAUGUCAACGAAGCUUUGAUGUUCAUUUGAUUGAGGAUCAAAAAGACUGUAAAGUAGACUUGUUGUCCUUUAUGUUUCUUUACAGACUUAUCCUCUUUAUUCGGAUAGUUUGAAAGGGUCAGUUACAUAUUAAAGCAAAUAAGCCCGCCGAGUUAUGCUAGCUAAUUUUGCAAAAGUUUUAAUUUCUCGCCAAAUCUCAGCGCUAUUUAGGCUCAAAGUCACCACGUGAUCAUUGAGGUGUCUCUUCUUCCUUAGAUUAAUUUAUUUGUUUGUUCGUUCGUUCAUUUAUCAAUUUGGUUACCUAUUUAUUUUUGCGAAUCAGAGCUUUUCUGUACUUAGAGAAGAACACGAACUUUUUCCUUUUCUCUGCAGAGGCUAAGAUAAAAAAAAUUGAGUCUUUCUAAACUCAAACACUCUCAAGAAAGCUUGUCAAAGAUCAAAUGUUGUAUGUUUGACUUAAAUUUACACACCCGUACUUUCAGAAAAAGGAAUGUUAUAUUUUUUCAUAAAUAAUCUAUUUCGGGGUGUUUCAUCUCUGUGUGAUAGGAUUGUGCGCUGACUGGCUGCCUUAAUGGUGGGUCAUGCCUGUUUGAUGAGAAGAUACAAAGAUUUACAUGCUCUUGUAAACUACCGUGGACCGGAGACAAUUGUGGAGUUAACGUAACAGGUAAGAAAAUCUCAUCAGAUCUCAAUCAGAUCUUUACGCUGUAAAUCAAAUUACCUUUCACUGGGAGGGUUUCAGUUAAAUUAGAUUCGCCGGAACCGAUGCCCCUUAGAAUCUCGCUUUUAAAAAAGAUUUGCUAACCUUAUAAAAAAAUAGCAUGUUCUUCGAUGAAAAAUUGUCCUUUGAUCAACAGAUAAUAUGGUUUAUCUAAAAGGUUGUUGAUCAAAAAUGUUAUAAGUCUGAGACACUAUGAGUCCAUAUUAACCUUAAUAUUGAUACAGUGCUAUCUCAACCUCUAAUUAAGACAUCCUAGUUGCCUGUCUCAGGUUUAACUAUAUACACAUUUAAAGCUGAAACAACAAUCUUUGACUGCGAAAAAUGA
Molecule: messenger RNA, 3096 nt
Organism: Pocillopora meandrina
Lineage: Eukaryota; Metazoa; Cnidaria; Anthozoa; Scleractinia; Pocilloporidae
Source: the annotation of a GenBank genome assembly